Molecule: messenger RNA, 1038 nt
Organism: Orbilia oligospora ATCC 24927
Lineage: Eukaryota; Fungi; Ascomycota; Orbiliomycetes; Orbiliales; Orbiliaceae
Exons: 4
Coding region: 1-1038 (345 amino acids)
Source: RefSeq, a predicted model, not a curated record
AUGUUGAAUUCUGGCCGACAGGGCCACACGAAAAUUGCGGGAGUUGCAAUUUUUGUCUUGCUCAUCUUAUGGCUAUAUAAACUAAAUGCGGGGAAUUAUUUAUUGCCUACGAGGGAGUCUACAGUACAGCCGGGGCAGGAAAACGUCGAGGUCGCAGAUCCGGAAGCAACAUUGAAAAUAGAGGAGGCGGUCGAGACAGUGGAGGCGGUAGCAACAUCCACAUCGAUACCAGAUGCUGUAGAGUCACCUGUUACUCCAUCUAAAAAGCCAACCGGCGGCGGGAAGAAACAUGAGAAGACAGUUAUAAUGGGCAAGACAUAUAAGGAAGAUGCGACAUGGGUUAAGGAAAAGCUACCAGACUGGAGGCCAAUAAUUUAUGCAGUGGACAGCAGAACAGACAAAGAUUACCUCCACGUACUGGUAAAUAAAGGCAAAGAAUCGAUGCCGUACCUUACCUACCUAAUCGACUUCUAUGACGAUCUUUCCGAUAUCAAUGUAUUCAUACAUGCCCAUGAAAACGGCUACCCUCGCGCCUGGCAUAAUGAGCCUGAAUCUGCAGACUACUCUGCCGUCAAAAUGCUGGAGCUCUUACGUCUUGAUAACAUCCGUGAAAAGGGCUACGUAAAUCUCCGCUGCAAUCCAAAUCCAGGAUGUCCCGCAGACCUCCACCCCCAAAAUGAGUCCUUUGAUAAAGGGAGAAUUGAAAUUGGAUGGAGGAAGCUAUGGGCGCAUAUUCACGGGAAUAAUUUGUAUCCAGAAUCUGUCGGUGUUGCGUGCUGUGCACAAUUUGCGGUUACCAGGGAAAGGAUUCACGAGCAACCGAAGGAAUAUUAUGAGAAACUGAUGGAAUGGUUGUUGACAACCGAUGAAGAAGAUGCCGGCAGGGUGUUUGAGUAUUUCUGGCAUAUGAUUUUUGGUAUGCCAGCAGUGCACUGUGGGAGCAAUUAUAGAAAUUGUGUCUGUGACGUUUAUGACUGCACAGCUGGAGCGGGAAAAAAGCGAUCUCUCAAUAACCUCUUGAUGAAGAGGGUUGUAUAA